Molecule: messenger RNA, 517 nt
Organism: Uloborus diversus
Lineage: Eukaryota; Metazoa; Arthropoda; Arachnida; Araneae; Uloboridae
Product: protein LTO1 homolog
Exons: 5
Coding region: 55-501 (148 amino acids)
Source: RefSeq, a predicted model, not a curated record
CGAAGCUUGUCGUCUGGUCGGUGAGGGAAGGAAAGGUCAGAGGUGGAAUGAGAAAUGGAACGAGAUAUUAAUGAAGUAUUUAGUGAUAUUGCAUUAGCUGAAAAUAGAUAUCAGAAGAUUGGUUUCACUCGAGGAUUUAGUUUAGGAGAAGAAACUGGUUAUAAAGAAGGAUAUGCUUUGGGUCUACAAAGAGGAGCACAGAUAGCAUCAGAAAUUGGCUUUUAUAAAGGAUUUGCAAUAGCUUGGAUGAUUGUGUUAGAAGGUGAAGAAACUGCAAAACAGAGGAAAAUAAAUGCUUUAAAGUCCUUACAAGAAAUGACCGAGAGCUUCCCUCACACAAAUAUUCAAGAUGAUGAUGCUGUCAGCAAACUGUUGAAAAUCCGAGCAAAGUUUAAGCAGGUCAUAUCUAUUCUAAAUGUGGAAACAGAAUAUGUAACUGAAUUAAGGCCAACUAGUGAACAACAACAAGCACCACCACGACCAGAUGAACUAUCAUUUUGAUUGAGACACACGAAAG